GACUCAUCAAGUAUCAGAACUACUUUUACUUGCUAGAUGCCAUAGUAGAUGGUUACUGCUGCUAGAUGACGAGACCCAUACUACUCUGCUCAAUAGGCAACUAUGGGCCAGCUUAUACCUACACAAGACAUAAUGCAGGUCCGUGAAUCAUCCGGCUCACUACUGCUCUAAUUACUGACUCCAAAAGGUCACAUCCUGCUCAAUCUCUACAUCGAAGCCAUGCGCUGUCCUGCUCCAGUCCGACGAUCUGACCUACAAGGUCGACUAUCUAAUGAUAACAAUGCACUGUGGCUCUUUCACUCAGAUGUCGAUAUGAAUCUCUCUGGCAAUGCAGUAGCAAAAGCAUUCCGCCUCUUUCAGCAGCACCAACCAACCGGUCUCUUGUGUGUCUUGCAUGAUGAAAUGGAGAUGAAGUUAGGGACUGCAAAAUUACGACUCAAGGGACAAGCACGUGGUCAUAAUGGUAUCCGGUCUUGCAUUCAGCGACUAGCAACACCAGAGUUUGCUCGUAUUGGGAUUGGUAUUGAUCGACCUGCUAGUCGUGAUUCAGCCGCAGUGACGAGUCAUGUGCUUGGCAAGUUCACGACAAGUGAGAUGCGGGUGCUUAAGGAAGAAACACUACCGGCGUUGCUUGCAGCAAUUGAACAGCUUUCAUUCCUGCAGGAAACAUGACGUGAAUUGCCAAAGACGCUGCGUAUCACGGACUGACUUCUAAUGCUGCUUUACACUUUGGUGAAUCAAUACCAGAGUCUACAACACGAAGACAACACCAGGACUACCCAUGUCGUCAGGCCCAGUCCUCCCAGCGGGCAGGCCACCCGAGCAGGCGCCCGAGGCCGUGGACGCCAAUCACUUGUUGCGGAAUUGCAACAAAAGACGAGCAGACCCAAAAGGCCAAGGCAAUUCUUCGCCUACCUUCGCCAUGAACG
Protomyces lactucae-debilis is the source of this 929-nucleotide messenger RNA. RefSeq names its product peptidyl-tRNA hydrolase. Bases 220 to 672 code for a protein of 150 amino acids. The record is from RefSeq and is a predicted model, not a curated record. The transcript has a single exon. NCBI's taxonomy places the organism in Eukaryota, Fungi, Ascomycota, Taphrinomycetes, Taphrinales, Protomycetaceae. Gene Ontology annotation, molecular function: peptidyl-tRNA hydrolase activity.